Molecule: messenger RNA, 1344 nt
Organism: Pelmatolapia mariae (spotted tilapia)
Lineage: Eukaryota; Metazoa; Chordata; Actinopteri; Cichliformes; Cichlidae
Product: coagulation factor VII-like
Exons: 8
Coding region: 1-1344 (447 amino acids)
Biological process (GO): blood coagulation; proteolysis
Cellular component (GO): extracellular region
Molecular function (GO): serine-type endopeptidase activity; calcium ion binding
Source: RefSeq, a predicted model, not a curated record
AUGAAAUCAACUAUGUGGCUGAAAGUCUUCAUCAUCUUCGUCUUCAGCUUUGACAGCUGCCAGCUGGCUUCAGUCUUUCUGGAUAAAGAUCGAGCCAAUGGCGUUCUGGUUCGGACUCGGAGGUACAACUCAGGCUGGUUUGAGGAGCUGCAGAUGGGAGACCUGAGGAGGGAGUGUAUAGAGGAGAAGUGCACCUACGAGGAGGCCAGGGAGGUGUUUGAGCACACCGAGCUCACGAAUGAGUUCUGGAAAACGUACAAUGUACCAAACCCCUGUAUCUCCAAUCCCUGUCAGAAUGGAGGCAGUUGCUCCACUCAUGCUUCAUCCUACAUCUGCUUUUGUCUGCCAGAGUUCCACGGAGUCAACUGUGAGCUUGAGGUGAAAGCUGAGAUCGAUACCUGCUGGGUGGAGAACGGAGAAUGUGAGCACUUCUGUGAAGAAGACGAGUUCCAAAAAAAACGGAACUGCUCGUGUGCAGACGGCUACUUUCUCGAUGUUGAUGGACGGAGUUGCAUCGCAAAAGAGCCGAUAACAUGUGGCAUGGUCCCCAUACUGCGGGGUGAAAAAAAGGAGGAGCAUCUCCGAAUCGUUGGAGGAACUGUAUGUCCUAAAGGUGAAUGCCCCUGGCAGGUAUUGCUGAUGUAUAAAGGAAAAGGUUUCUGUGGAGGAGUGAUUUAUAAACCUACAUGGAUCAUCACAGCUUCUCAUUGCAUGGAAGACAUCGAGGUCCAGUUCCUGAAAGUCAUUGCAGGUGAGCACGACAUUACGGUUAAUGAAGGCACUGAGCAGCUCAUCCAGGUGGCUGAGAUUAUCAUGCAUGAAAACUACGUAUCAAGCACUGCCGACAAUGAUAUCGCUCUCCUCCGCCUGGCAUCUCCCAUCAUCUAUACCCAGUAUGCUGUCCCAGUCUGCCUACCCACAUGGAAUCUAUCCACCCGUGUGCUUUGGAUGAUCCGGCUGCACACGGUGAGUGGCUGGGGGAGGCGGAGCGAAAAUGGGCCUACCGCACAGAUCCUUCGACGCCUGAAGGUCCCGCGAAUCCGCACGCAGGACUGUGUCGAUGAGAGUGGCGUAGUUCUCACUCAGAACAUGUUUUGCGCCGGAUAUAUUGAGGGUCGUCAGGACUCGUGUAAAGGUGACAGCGGUGGACCCCUGGUGACCCAGUAUAAGACGACAACUUUCCUGCUGGGGAUCGUCAGCUGGGGGAAGGGCUGCGCCCGACCGGGGAACUAUGGCAUCUACACCCGAGUGUCCAACUACCUUGAGUGGAUCCACAACCGGACGGCAACACCAGAUCAACCGAGGAACAGCAGCAAGACUUUGAUGCACAACCUUACCACCUGA